CACGAACAAGGUGAAAUAAAUGUUCAUCCAUUUUUUCAUACAAUUUUAACUGAUUUCAUUAAAGAAGAAGAUUUUGUAGAAAAUCUAGAAAAAGAGCUGAGUGAGCUUGAUUUUAAGGAGAAAAAUAAUGAUUUGUAUAAAUUUCAUCAGAGUGAUGAUUUAAAACAUAGCUCUUCACCUCAUAUCAGUGCAUUUUGUAAGUUAUUAGAAACUGAUGUUAAAGAAUGGUUGUGUAAAAUAAGUGAUAUAGAAUUAACUGAAGAAAUUGAUGUAUUUGCUUCAAAAUAUGAAUACACAGAUAUAUUAUUAUGUCAUGAUGAUGAACUAGAAAAAAGAAGAUUUGCUUAUAUUUAUUAUGUCGUACCCUCAACUUGGAGUGAAGAAGAUGGUGGACAUUUAGACCUCUUUUCUGCUGAUCAUCAUAUACAACCGAAAGAAAUUGUCAAAUCAAUUUUACCCAAACGCAAUAACUUUUUAUUUUUUGAAGUCACAGAGACAUCAUUUCAUCAGGUAGCAGAAAUAUUAUCAUUAGAAAAAACAAGAUUAUCAAUUAGUGGAUGGUUUCAUGGACCACCGUUACCACGACAAUCACCCCAUAAAGAACAUUCACCCCAACUGACACCCUAUAUCACAGUUGAUGAAGAUGAAUUUUAUUCCUGGAUUAAUCCAGUCUAUUUAGUCCCUGACGUACAGGGUGAGAUCAGUGAGAAAUUUGAAUCUGAAUCAGAAAUACAAUUAACAGAUUUCAUAAAGAAAGACAAAUAUAAUGAAUUGAAGAAAGCUUUGAAAGAAAGCGAUAUUCAUUGGUCACAUCAUGGUCCCGCUAACAAAAGAAAAUAUUAUGUGUGUAAUUCUGAAAAUCAGCCUGCUAUAAUUAAAGAGUGUGUGAAAUUUCUACAGUCUGAUGCUAUGUUUUUAGUUUUAUCCAAUAUAACUGGACUUAAACUACAUGAAUUAGCACCAGAAUCGGAUGAUGAAGAAAAGGACACAAAGAAAAAAGAUAAUGAAAGUAAAGAAGGUCAAAGUUCAAGAAUCCCUCAUGAUGGAAGUGAUUUGUAUGCCGAUAGUACCUACCGGUAUGUCAAAAAUAUGUGUGAUGUUCCACAACAGCCCUACAACAAAAACAGGAAUAAUCUUGGAAUAUCUUGUUACAGUGAAGUUAGAAAAUGGAGCCAUGGUUGUUACACAUUAGCUUAUGAUAAAUCACAUGAUCAAAAUACUGACUUUUCAUUGGAUGCUGUUUUCUUUAUGGACUGCUCAGAUUGGAAGACUGAAUAUGGAGGAUUUACAACUUAUAUAGCUAAAGAUGAAGAUGAUGAAUUAUUAAGUGUUACUCCUGAAGACAAUUGUCUAGCUCUAGUUUAUAGAGAUAAAAAUACUCUCAAAUUUAUUAAACAUAUAAAUCAUAAAUGUGUGGAUUCAUCACAGCCACAAUUUUAUGAUAUCUCCACUGUAUAUUAUGAAUAA
Messenger RNA from Lottia gigantea (owl limpet), 1467 nucleotides. RefSeq lists its product as hypothetical. Gene Ontology annotation, cellular component: cytoplasm. The record is from RefSeq and is a predicted model, not a curated record. Lineage: Eukaryota; Metazoa; Mollusca; Gastropoda; Lottiidae. The annotation marks the transcript as partial. Gene Ontology annotation, biological process: peptidyl-proline hydroxylation; regulation of translational termination. Gene Ontology annotation, molecular function: peptidyl-proline dioxygenase activity; iron ion binding; L-ascorbic acid binding. The transcript is spliced from 13 exons.